AUGGUCGCAACUACCCGCCCCUUUGCCCCGCAGCUGCUCGCGUGCUCGGCCAAGAACAUGAUCCUCCUCAGCUACGGCAUGUCGCUGGGCUUCGUGACCAUCGCCAUCCCGGCGCUGGAGGCUCACAGCGCGGCCAACGGCACUGCCGACGGCUCGGUCGAGUCGGAGUCGGUCACCUUGUCCAAGCCCCAAAUAUCGUGGUUCGGCAGCAUCAACUGGAUCAUGGUGGCCGUCGGGGGCAUCGUGUCGGGGCCGUUCGCCACCCCGUGGGGCCGGAAGCCCGCCAUGAUCGCCGUCAACUUCUGCUUCGUGGUGGGCUACCUCGUGUUCUACCUGGCGGAGAGCGUGUCCGUGCUCUACCUGGCGCAGGCGGUCUGCGGCUUCGGCGGUGGCCUGCUCGAGGCCCCCGUCCUCACAUACAUCGCCGAGAUCGCCGAGCCGCACCUCCGUGGCGCCAUGUCCGCCUCCACCACGGCCGUCCUCAUCCUGGGGCUGUUUAUCGACUUCAGCCUGGGGUCGGUGCUGCACUGGCGCACCGUGGCGCUGCUCAACAUCGCGGCCCCCGUGCUGGCCGUCAUCUCGCUCUGCUUCGUGCCCGAGAGCCCCCACUGGCUGGUGGGGCAGGGCCGCGUGGAGGACGCCCGCCGCGCGCUGUGCUGGCUGCGGGGCUGGGCGCAGCCCGAGGACGUGGCCCACGAGAUGGCGAUGCUGGAGCGCACCCUUAAGGGCGGCGGCGCGUCCGAGAAGAGGCCGUCGCCGCUGCCCUCUUUGACGCAGCUACGGCAGCGCACCUUCCUAGUGCCCUUCUGCUUGGUGGUGUACGCGUUCUUCGUCGGCCAUUGGUCGGGGAUGACGCCGCUGCAGACCUUUGCCGUUAGCAUCUUCACCACGGUCGGCACUCCCAUCAACAAGUACCAUGCGACGGUUCUGAUAGGACUCGUGGAGCUGACGGGCACCAUCGCCUGCGUGGCGCUGGUCCACUACACGGGCAAGCGCCCCCUGGCCCUCAUGUCGACGCUGGGCGCGGGCGUGUGCUUCGUGGUGGCCGCCAGCUACGUGCACGUCAUGGGGGAGGCGGGCCCCGACGCGGAGGGCAGCGGGCCGUACUCGUGGCUGCCCAUGGCGGCGCUGGUCGUCUCGGCCUUCAUCUCGCACGCGGGCAUCCGCAUCCUGCCCUGGAUGCUCAUCGGGGAGGUGUACACGCCCGACAUCAAGGGCUUCGCGAGCGGCGCGAGCGGCUGCAUGGGCUACGUGAUCGGCUUCUCCGCCAACAAGUCCUUCUUCUUCCUGCAGGAGCACCUCACUCUGCCGGGAACGUUCUGGCUUUACGGUGCUGUGGCGCUCAGCGGUACUGUUGUCAUGUACUUCUUCCUACCAGAGACCGAAGGACACCACCUGCACGAGAUCCUGGAACAUUUCAAUGGGGAGCGCGUUCUACGUUCCAAGGGCGGACAGAAGAAAGUAUCGAAUUGCGAGAAGUGGGCAGCUGACAACCCUGCAAUCGAACCUGUAGAAUCCAGACUAUGACAUUUCCUGCGUUGUUGACCUGUUGCUAAAUUAAAAUAAAUCUCUGUUCUAAAGAA
Molecule: messenger RNA, 1583 nt
Organism: Frankliniella occidentalis (western flower thrips)
Lineage: Eukaryota; Metazoa; Arthropoda; Insecta; Thysanoptera; Thripidae
Product: facilitated trehalose transporter Tret1-like
Exons: 6
Coding region: 1-1527 (508 amino acids)
Biological process (GO): transmembrane transport
Cellular component (GO): membrane
Molecular function (GO): transmembrane transporter activity
Source: RefSeq, a predicted model, not a curated record